Ornithodoros turicata is the source of this 2226-nucleotide messenger RNA. RefSeq names its product monocarboxylate transporter 9-like. Gene Ontology annotation, biological process: transmembrane transport. The transcript has 6 exons. The record is from RefSeq and is a predicted model, not a curated record. Bases 80 to 2050 code for a protein of 656 amino acids. Gene Ontology annotation, molecular function: monocarboxylic acid transmembrane transporter activity. Gene Ontology annotation, cellular component: membrane. Lineage: Eukaryota; Metazoa; Arthropoda; Arachnida; Ixodida; Argasidae.
CCCGAGCUCUUUGAAUACGACCCACUUACACUUUCCGUUCUGGACAUUUCUGCGUUCACUGUGUCUGAAGAGUACAGCAAUGAUUAUGCUGCGGAAAGGAGUAGAGGAACCGGUUGUCAGGACGGAACACCAGCCGGCCGGCCAUGAAGAAACGGAGAAGAAAAUGCGCAAAAGGAUGACCCUAGCUCCGGACUGUUCCUGGAGCUGGAUGGUUGCGGUAUCUUGCGCCAUGAUGAACUUCUUCAGCGUCGUCAUGAUUCGGUCUGCUGGGAUCAUCUACGUUCAGAUUGUCGACUAUUUUGGAGUGACGAGAGAAGAAGCCGCAUGGCCCUUAUCCAUCGUACCGGGAGUUGCGAAUCUCAUAGGUCCCCUCGUUGCUAUGCUCAUCCGCAGGGUAGGCGUCCGCACCGUCGCCAUCACAGGAACCUUUCUAAGUGGGGUGUCUGUUAUCGCUUCCUAUUUUGCACGAGAUGUCCUCACCCUUUCCAUCACCCUGGGGCUAUGUCAUGGUAUAGGACUUGGUAUGACCUUGACCCCGAACGCUGUCUGCCUCAACCAAUGGUUUGACAAGAAAAAAGUGCGGGCAGCUGGCAUUAUCUACACGGGAGCCACAGCAGGAUCAUUUACGUUCCUCGUGCUCAUUAAGUACUUCAGUGAAACCUUCGGAUUCAGUGGAUGCUUUCUCGUCAUUGGAGCGCUUAUGUUGCAUGGUACAGUUUUUGCCCUUUUUCUCCGGUCUCCUCCGUGGAUGAGGAAGUCAGCGGUGUCGAAAUCCAAGACGAGCAGUACACCUGCACCCGUUCGUACUUUUGAUAUACAGAAGAACAAAAGGAAAGAUAAGACAGUACUCCAAACCCAAUCGAUGAGCCAGAGCUGCUGUCGGCAACACAAUUCCGUAGUAAAUUACGAAAAGCCCAAGAGCGGCAUUAUGGGAUGUGCUGCGACAUGCUCGAAUCUAAAACGGGAACAACGACACCACCAGGGAAUAGGCCAACGAAUAGGCUAUGAAGAUUCGAAGACGGGAAGACCCAAUCACAUUCAUUGCAUCAGUGAGGGAAUUCCUGGAAUGUCAGGCACUAUCAAAAGCUCUGGCGGAGAGCAAUGUGCCAAAAUACCAUCCCAGGUUAUAAAUCAAUCGCAAUUCAAGCCUGUCAUGCGCCGUGACGGUUUCGUGGACAAAUUAUUAUGUGGUGCAAAGCUGAGCAAAAUGUAUGCAUCGGUUAGUUCUGCCCUGUCAAGAACAUGCACAUACGUACCAGCUGCAUACGCAGAUACGUGUAAUGCCGAUGUCACAUUAAUUGCAUUCAACACGAUUUCGGAAGGCAAACAGGACAGUCGUUGCUCUCCGGAUAGCAUCUCUCGCGACCAGCACGAAAGACAGGCCAACAACACGUUGUUGAAUCCGAUGUAUGUUAUGGUAUGCCUGUCAUACAUCUUCGUCACCAACAGCAACAUGGCUUUCAUGACAGUAAUCAUGGACUUCGCGCAUGACAGGGAGGUACCCCUGCAGAACGCUAUAUAUCUGCUGUCGGGGUACGCGAUAUGUGACGUAACAGGGAGGUUAACCGUCGGUUGGGUAACCGACAAGGGCCUCUUGAGCAGGAAAGCAACGAUGGCCAUAUCAUGCUUGACGCUUGGAAUCUCAUUUCUGGUGCUCCCAUUCUUCACGACAUUUGAAGGAAUCCUAAUCGUAUGCCUCAUCCUUGGUUACUCCCUUGGCAACACUGUGGUACUUUUCAGCGUCCUCCUCGGAGACAGCGUCGUCCUUGAGAAAAUUGCCAUGGCUAUGGGUUUCAUGACUUUCUUUUCUGGAAUAUGUGGUUUCACAAGACCGUCGCUUAUUGGAUAUUUUAGGGACCAAUUCGGGAGCUACGACAACAUGCUUCGCUUGCUGGGAGCGAUAAUUGUCUGUCUUGGUAUGGGAUGGACUGUCUUGAGGCUACUAGAAAACUCACGCAACAAACAGUUCGAUAUACUGAACAAAGAGAAGACACCAGAACGACAGCCAGGAGUAUACAUCAUUCCUCAUGACAGCGAACACAAUGCGUAAUGAGGGCAUGUAUUGCGACAACCAAUUUGUGCACUUUGAAGACUGAAAAAUUAGAAGACUGUGUACCUUUCAGUUGAAAACGCAAAUGAAUAAGUGUAUCUGUGGUUGUAUGACGACAAUCUACCGUUGCAUAAAUGUGCUGUAUAUACAACGUUAAAUAUACACCGUUACUUUGU